AGCUCGUUAGGCGCGCGCGCCCCAAGCAGCCUAACUGAGUUAGCUUCUUGGGUGUUCUGGGCUUUCUCCUUGGGAUUUGACUAUUUGUCGACUCUGUUGUCUACGAUUUUCGGCAUGCCGUCCUCUUUGCUGGGUGCAGUGAUGCCGACCUCUACGUCGGCCUCAGCCCUGCAGGAAGCUCUGGAAAAUGCGGGGCGGCUUAUCGACCGUCAGUUGCAAGAAGACCGCAUGUACCCGGACCUUUCUGAGCUGCUCAUGGUGUCUGCYCCAAGUAAUCCCACUGUUUCAGGCAUGUCAGAUAUGGAUUAUCCUCUACAAGGACCUGGUUUGCUAUCAGUACCCAAUCUUCCAGAGAUCAGUUCCAUCCGAAGAGUUCCUCUCCCACCUGAACUUGUCGAACAGUUUGGACAUAUGCAGUGUAACUGCAUGAUGGGAGUUUUUCCUGCCAUCAGCAGAGCUUGGCUAACAAUUGAUAGUGACAUAUUCAUGUGGAACUAUGAGGAUGGAGGAGACCUUGCCUAUUUUGAUGGACUUAGUGAGACAAUCCUUGCUGUGGGACUUGUGAAACCAAAAGCUGGCAUCUUUCAGCCUCAUAUACGACACCUCUUGGUUUUGGCAACCCCYGUGGAUAUAGUAAUUCUUGGACUCAGUUAUGCCAAUUUGCAGACAGGUUCUGGGAUUCUUAAUGAUAGUAUGUCUGGUGGAAUGCAGUUGCUUCCAGAUCCUUUAUAUUCUCUUCCCACUGAUAAUACUUACCUUUUAACAAUAACAUCAACUGAUAAUGGCAGAAUUUUCUUGGCUGGAAAGGAUGGCUGUUUAUAUGAAGUAGCAUACCAAGCAGAAGCAGGUUGGUUUAGUCAAAGAUGUAGGAAGAUAAACCACUCAAAGAGCUCACUUUCUUUCCUUGUUCCUUCCUUGCUACAAUUUACAUUCUCAGAAGAUGACCCUAUUGUUCAAAUUGCAAUUGAUAAUUCUAGAAAUAUCUUAUAUACACGAUCAGAGAAAGGAGUAAUACAGGUUUAUGACUUGGGCCAAGAUGGACAGGGAAUGAGUAGAGUGGCCUCAGUUUCCCAGAAUGCUAUUGUCUCUGCUGCUGGAAACAUUGCAAGGACCAUUGAUCGUUCUGUUUUUAAGCCAAUUGUUCAGAUAGCAGUGAUUGAAAAUUCUGAAUCAUUGGACUGUCAGUUAUUGGCUGUCACACAUGCAGGUAUCAGGUUAUAUUUCAGCACUUGUCCAUUUAGACAGCCAUUAGCACGGCCUAAUACACUGACACUGGUUCACAUUCGCUUACCUCCUGGAUUCUCAGCAUCUUCAACAGUGGAAAAGCCUUCAAAAGUACAUAAAGCUCUUUAUAGUAAAGGUAUUCUAUUGAUGGCAGCCUCAGAAAAUGAGGAUAAUGACGUUUUAUGGUGUGUCAACCAUGAUACAUUUCCUUUCCAAAAGCCAAUGAUGGAAACCCAGAUGACAACCCGUGUUGAUGGUCAUUCUUGGGCUCUUUCUGCAAUAGAUGAAUUGAAAGUAGAUAAAAUAAUUACACCUUUAAAUAAGGAUCAUAUCCCAAUAACUGACUCUCCAGUUGUUGUACAGCAACACAUAUUACCUCCAAAGAAAUUCGUUCUCCUCUCAGCACAGGGUAGUCUUAUGUUUCAUAAACUAAGACCUGUAGAUCAACUAAGGCACCUACUUGUGAGCAAUGUGGGUGGAGAUGGAGAAGAGAUUGAAAGRUUCUUUAAGUUACAUCAGGAAGACCAGGCUUGUGCAACUUGCCUUAUCCUUGCUUGCUCCACUGCUGCUUGUGAUAGAGAAGUAUCUGCUUGGGCUACACGAGCUUUCUUCAGGUACGGAGGUGAAGCACAGAUGAGAUUUCCAGCUACUCUCCCCACUCCGAGUAAUGUUGGUCCCAUCUUGGGAUCUCCUGUUUAUUCUAGUUCUCCUGUUCCUAGUGGUAGUCCCUACCCAAAUCUGUCCUUUUUGGGAACACCAUCUCAAGGUAUACAGCCUCCUGCUAUGUCAACUCCUGUGGGUGCCAUGGGAAACCCAGCUGCUCAGGCCACAAGUAUGAGUUGUAUGACUGGCCCAGAGAUUGUGUACUCUGGAAAACACAAUGGUAUUUGCAUUUAUUUUUCUCGGAUAAUGGGAAAUAUCUGGGAUGCUAGCUUGGUUGUGGAGAGGGUAUUCAAGAGUGGCAACAGAGAGAUCAUGGCAAUUGAAAGUAGUGUUCCCUGCCAACUUCUGGAGUCAGUACUACAAGAACUGAAAGGUUUGCAGGAAUUUCUAGACAGAAAUUCCCAAUUUGCAGGAGGACCAUUAGGAAAUCCAAAUUGUAUUUUCUCAUUAGAGGCUCAGCUGAGUGAAAAGGUUUCACUUCAGGCAAUUCAGCAGUUGGUUCGAAAAUCAUACCAGGCCCUGGCUUUAUGGAAACUUCUUUGUGAACAUCAGUUUACUGUCAUUGUAGGAGAACUUCAGAAGGAAUUUCAAGAGCAGCUGAAGAUCACCACUUUUAAAGAUCUGGUAAUCAGGGACAAAGAACUCACAGGGGCAUUAAUUUCUUCUCUUAUCAACUGCUACAUCAGAGAUAAUGCUGCUGUUGAUGGCAUUAGUUUACAUUUACAGGACAUCUGCCCACUUCUGUAUAGCACUGAUGAUGCAGUUUGUUCUAAGGCAAAUGAGCUUCUCCAGCGUUCCCGACAAGUUCAAAGUAAGUCUGAAAAGGAAAGAAUGUUAAGGGAAUCAUUAAAGGAAUAUCAAAAGAUCAGCAAUCAAGUGGAUCUUUCCAACGUUUGCAUUCAGUAUAGACAAGUGCGUUUUUAUGAGGGUGUGGUGGAACUUUCUCUUACUGCUGCAGAGAAGAAAGAUCCUCAGGGUCUUGGACUUCAUUUCUAUAAACAUGGAGAGCCAGAAGAAGACAUGGUUGGACUUCAAGCUUUCCAAGAAAGAUUAAACAGCUACAAGUGCAUUACAGACACCCUUCAAGAGCUUGUAAAUCAAAGUAAGGCUGCUCCUCAGUCUCCUAGUGUACCCAAAAAACCUGGUCCUCCAGUGCUAUCAUCUGAUCCCAAUAUGCUGAGCAAUGAAGAAGCAGGACACCAUUUUGAACAAAUGCUCAAAUUGGCUCAGCGAUCCAAGGAUGAGCUCUUUAGUAUUGCUCUUUAUAAUUGGUUAAUACAAGCUGACCUUGCCGAUAAGCUACUACAGAUUGCUUCUCCAUUUCUGGAGCCAUAUCUAGUCCGAAUGGCCAAAGUGGAUCAAAACAAAGUUCGUUAUAUGGAUUUACUCUGGAGGUAUUAUGAGAAGAACAGAAGUUUUAGUAAUGCUGCUCGUGUCCUAUCCAAAUUGGCUGACAUGCAUAGCACAGAAAUUUCACUUCAGCAACGGUUAGAGUACAUUGCCCGAGCCAUUCUUAGUGCCAAAAGUUCCACUGCCAUUUCGUCAAUAGCUGCAGAUGGUGAAUUCCUUCAUGAAUUAGAAGAAAAAAUGGAAGUUGCUAGGAUCCAACUUCAAAUUCAAGAAACACUACAAAGACAGUAUUCCCAUCAUUCUUCUGUACAGGAUGCAAUUUCUCAGUUGGAUUCUGAGUUAAUGGACAUAACUAAGCUUUAUGGGGAAUUUGCUGACCCAUUUAAACUCGCAGAGUGUAAACUUGGAAUAAUUCAUUGUGCUGGUUAUUCAGACCCCAUAUUGGUGCAGACCCUUUGGCAAGAUAUCAUAGAGAAAGAGUUGAAUGAUAGUGUAACAUUGAGCUCCACAGAUAGAAUGCAUGCUCUCAGUCUGAAGAUCGUCCUCCUUGGCAAAAUUUAUGCUGGUACACCUCGCUUCUUCCCUUUAGAUUUUAUUGUACAGUUCUUAGAGCAGCAAGUUUGUACUUUGAACUGGGAUGUAGGGUUUGUAAUACAGACCAUGAAUGAAAUUGGAGUACCAUUACCUAGACUAUUAGAAGUUUAUGAUCAACUAUUCAAAUCAAGGGAUCCAUUCUGGAACAGAAUGAAGAAGCCACUACACCUUUUGGAUUGUAUCCAUGUGCUAUUAGCAAAAUAUGUUGAGAAUCCUAACCAAGUUUCAAAUUGUGAGAGGAGAAGAUUUACAAAUCUCUGCCUGGAUGCUGUUUGUGGUUAUCUGGUUGAGCUCCAGUCUAUGAGCUCUUCAGUAGCAGUCCAAACCAUCACUGGGAAUUUUAAAUCCCUUCAAGCAAAAUUAGAAAGACUUCAUUGAUAAUUGUAAUGUAUUUUUGUCCAUGCAUUUUGAUCUGUAAAAUAAAAGCUUAGCUGGGUCCAGAUAUCAAGUAUUCUAAGAAUUUAGAUGCAAUUUUAAUAGAAAUGUGUUUUUAAUAAGUGGCUAAUACUUACAAAUAUAGCACAUUUGCCAAAAGAAUUCUUUUAUAUGACUAUAUUUUGUUUUUUAAUAGUGGGUUUGGAACUAACUAAAUAAAUAAUUGGUAUGGGCUGGGGUUGUAAUUCAGUGAUGAGGGUUUUCUGUGUUGCCCCGAAUUCAAUCCCCUACACCAAAAAUAACAAUAAUAAUGAUAAUUGGUUUAGGAAAUAAUAAAUUAGGUUAUGUUUAUAUUUAACACAAGGAUU
Messenger RNA from Urocitellus parryii (Arctic ground squirrel), 4574 nucleotides. The record is from RefSeq and is a predicted model, not a curated record. Lineage: Eukaryota; Metazoa; Chordata; Mammalia; Rodentia; Sciuridae.